Molecule: messenger RNA, 2189 nt
Organism: [Torrubiella] hemipterigena
Lineage: Eukaryota; Fungi; Ascomycota; Sordariomycetes; Hypocreales; Clavicipitaceae
Source: the annotation of a GenBank genome assembly
CGAGCGAAGCUUGCAAGCGGAGACGUUAAUUAUUUUUUUGGAGGGUCCCUGGGGUACGGUAGGGGCCAGCUUCUAGUGGAUGUGUUGGCGUCAGCACCUUGUUUUUUUAGAGGCCUGAAUGCGGAUAAGAGUACGGGUGUCGAGGGGAAUCAGAUACAGCAUCAGGAGCUGUAGAGAAGACGAAAAUAUUUAUAGAGAAGUUAUCAUAGGAGAUUAAAAUACAUGGAAUUCGGUUUACAAUAGCUGCAAAAUAUUUUCAAAAAACAGAAAUCCACUUGUGUGCGAUUCAAAUCUCCGCCUGGGCGCAAACAUCUUCUUUCGCCAUGUGACAGCGCCGUAGGCAUCCUUUGCUGUCCGCAUCCGAUUUCUCGUGUACAAAGCCGCUUGUCGUCAUCGCACGUGUCGCUGGGAAAGGCAAGUUGCGGUCCACUGCAAGGCACCUAUAGGUACGGCUAAGGGCACUAUAACUGUGCGAGCCGGCGCUAGAUUCGGAGUUGCAGUGGCUGUCGCACAGACGACGGAAGUUAUACCUUCACAGUAGUGGCGACAGCCUGUCACUGCCACUGCCACUCACUGUACCUUGCUGCACGCACUAGCCACAGCACAGCGCACGCUCCUCUCUGGCUGCCCCCGCCGAUUUGUAAGCCCGCCCACACUGCUAGCUAAGCUACCCUCUGUGCCCGCAAAGGACACGCCUUUUGAGGCGCGCCACCUGGUUUCCCCUUUACACGCCACUUCGCCAGCGUCUUAUCGACGACCACGAUACCAACGCCUCUGCUCCCGACGUCGCCCAUUUUCAGUACAGCGACGCGUCCAUUCGUUCAAUUGUCCUUUCUUGUUUUAUUAGGUCGCUAUACCGCAGCAUCCGCCCGCCAUGCAGCUCUCCAGCCUGGAGCUCAACGCCCUUCUCGCCACUGUCGUCUUCUUUGCCGUCCUCGCCACGGCUGAACACACCAGCAACUGGGCCGUGCUUGUGUGCACGUCGCGAUUCUGGUUCAACUAUCGCCAUCUGGCCAAUGUGCUAUCAAUGUACCGUACCGUUAAACGCCUCGGCAUUCCCGAUUCGCAAAUCAUCCUCAUGCUUCCCGAUGACAUGGCCUGCAACCCUCGCAACGCCUUCCCUGGCACCGUCUACAGCAACUCAGACCGUGCUGUAGACCUUUACGGCGACAAUAUCGAAGUAGAUUAUAGAGGAUACGAAGUCACCGUCGAAAACUUUAUCCGACUCUUGACAGAUCGCGUCGGCGCCGAGAUGCCCAGAAGCAAGCGCCUGCUAACGGAUGACCGAAGCAACAUUCUCAUCUACAUGACUGGUCACGGCGGAAACGAAUUCCUCAAGUUCCAGGAUGCCGAGGAGAUUGGCGCUUUUGACUUGGCUGAUGCAUUUGAACAAAUGUGGGAAAAGAAGAGAUACCACGAAAUGCUCUUUAUGAUCGAUACUUGCCAGGCAAACACAAUGUACAGCCGUAUUUACUCGCCCAAUAUUAUUGCCACUGGCUCGUCCGAGCUCGAUCAAUCUUCAUACUCGCACCACGCCGACAACGACGUUGGCGUCGCCGUCAUUGAUCGCUACACAUAUUACAACCUCGAGUUCCUCGAAACGCAGGUACGCGAUCUUAGCAGCCAAAAGACUGUCGGCGAUCUGUUUGACAGCUACGACUUCGAAAAGAUCCACUCGGACCCUGGCUUCCGUUACGACCUGUUCCCCGGAGGCGCCGACGCUGCGCGCAGCCGCCUCAUUACCGAUUUCUUCGGCAAUGUGCAAAACGUCGAGGUUGACCGAGCAAAGGACUCUGCGUUGGAAGAGGAUCUCCUUGGUCUUAGCAAGAAGAUCGCCGAGCUGCGCCGCAAGCACGAAGAGCUCCAGGCUGCGCAGAACAACGCCUCGUCAGUCCCCGCCAGCGCACCUACAGCACCCGUGCCACGCAAGACCCCGGGAGCCAUGCCCCUCAACAAGGAGAACUGGUUGAACAAGCAGCUGGUUGGCGGAACCGCUUUGCUGGGUUGCGCACUCCUCUGGGGAAUCGGGGCAUUCAUGGAGAAGUAACAGUCUUUCUUAGUUUACACUCUGAUGCAAAAACGGCGUUCUUUUGGGAAGGAUAUCGUGCAUUUGUCACGUCAUGACGGUUUACUCUGCCAAGCUUUGAUUUUUUUUAGAAUGAAUAUCAACAUUGUACAUUACAAGAUAU